CCAUCAUUCCGGAUAUACUGUAGCCUAUGCGGAGGAAAAUGGCCCGCAUAACAAUCAAACAGGAUAUAAAGAAGUGCCUGAAGGAUCUGUGUGGCUCUGACUUUCUUACGUUUUGUCACGAGCUGCACGACAGCAAAGAAGAGGUCAGCCUCAGUGAUGUGGAGAAUAAAAGUAUAUUGCAGAUCACAAACCUUCUGGUUUCAAUCUUCACCGAGCGCAAAGCCUCUGAUGUUGUUGUGGAUAUACUGAAGCAGAUGAACUGCAACGACGAAGCAGAGAAACUGCAUGCAAAAACCAGAGUCUGUGUGGAUAAAGGUGUCCCCACCUUCCGGAGGACCUCGACCGGGGAGUUGGAGACAAAACUCUCUCAGGAGGCUCUGAACCAUGCGGAUGGCCAGUUGCCCUUAAAAGUUAAUGUGCCCCGAGGUCCUCGUGUGAAGGUGAAGACUCCAGAUGAGGUGGAGGCGGAAGCGAAGGCCCUCGUUCUCUCUGAGGGCGGGGACCCUUCUAAUGAGAGUCUCGUUCUGAGCAGGCAUAAGCUUCAGUUUGGCAAGUACAAAGGUAAAACCUUCCAAUGGCUGUUGGAGAAUAAUGUGGGCUACAUUGCUUACUUAGUGAAUAGCCACCAGAAGGAUGAACGGGACCCAAUGCAUCAGGACUCGCUGAUGACCAACAAGGAUUCCUUGACCCAAUACUAUGAGAGAUCCCUCCAGUCAGACCAAGAAGGACAGGCCCUUGCUGGCUUUGGAAAGUACAAAGAUGAGACACUGCAGGAGCUGUACGAGUCGAAGGACGUCAGCUAUGUCAACUACCUCCGGAGAAUGAAGUCAAAAUGCAACCCAGGGAGCAAAAUGGAAGUUGCUGUCCGAUACAUUUUGAAGCGUGACGAAAUACGGGCUGCGGCUGCAGCUGGCACCAACAGGCCGAAAAACAGCUUCACCCCUCAAGCAGCCAGAAAGACAUAUACCAGAAGAAAAAGGGUCCAAAGCACCAGAGACCAGCGAACCAGUGCCCCAUGGUUCAAAAGGAGGAAGCUGUAAAAGGCGUCUCAUCGGUGACCAUCACUUGUUCUCUUUGGAAGUCAGUGGCCUGUCCUCCUGCGGCACUCACAUACUCGUGGGACAACAACAAUUACGGAGCCAUGAAGAUGUUUCCCCAGUAUGAAUAUCGCAUUAAUUACUUUUGGGGGGUAUUUUUUUCCUAGUACGAAUCAAGGGUCUAAGGACAGGGUUUCAUGCUGAUUGAAGCCCCUUAAGGCACAUUUGAGAUUUAUAACAUUGGGCUUAAAUGAAUAAAAUUGACUUGACUAAUUCCGUAUUUAUCAAGAUUAAUAAAUCCCUCUUUAGCAACUCUUAUGCCGUCACAUUUACAUAAUGCAUUGUUGUUUAAAUGGUAUGAACAGUCAUAAAGACAUUUGUUUAAAGAGCACUUACAGGUCAAACACAUGAAUGUAUCAGGGCCUCAUUAUAACCCGGACACAGCUAAAUGUUCUUAGAGACCUUCAUCUACAUGAAGACCUGAUUGAUUGAUGAUGACCAAAUUUAUUGAACAAUAUUGAUGAAUACCUAUGCUUUAAAAUACUGUGAGUCACAGAAUAUUAUACCCAAUAAAUGCUUUUUUAUUAUGAAAACAAA
This is a messenger RNA of Cottoperca gobio, 1634 nucleotides long. RefSeq lists its product as uncharacterized. The transcript is spliced from 7 exons. Lineage: Eukaryota; Metazoa; Chordata; Actinopteri; Perciformes; Bovichtidae. Bases 27 to 1040 code for a protein of 337 amino acids. The record is from RefSeq and is a predicted model, not a curated record.